Salvia hispanica is the source of this 666-nucleotide messenger RNA. It is a transcript of the gene BNS, whose product is annotated as bonsai. Gene Ontology annotation, biological process: protein K11-linked ubiquitination. The record is from RefSeq and is a predicted model, not a curated record. Gene Ontology annotation, cellular component: anaphase-promoting complex. Lineage: Eukaryota; Viridiplantae; Streptophyta; Magnoliopsida; Lamiales; Lamiaceae.
CUAAAAUUACCCUGCUGUAAUUUGAAAUCCCCAAAUUGUUAGCCAAAAACCCUCUCUGUUCAAUCUUUCGCAGCUCUCGACCCGCCACCGCUCGCCACCCGCUUCCGGAAACUCCUCCUAUCAUCCGCUAAGGGAAUCGCAAAAAUGGCGGAUUUAAGCUUGGGCAUCCUCAUAGACAUUGUGGAUGAAGAAUGGAUGAGAGAUACUCUUCCUGAUGAUGAUCUUCCAUUACCGCCUCUAAUUGAUUCUAGGACUGAUGACGCCGAAGAUUCAAACCAGGAAAACCAACCAGUUGAGGCUGAUGCUUGGCAUGAUCUUGCACUGGGUAACCAAUGAGACCUCCAAGAUGCUCAACACUGCCAUUUUGCAGCAUUUCAUAUCAGCUAUUUCUGCUGCGUUUUCAGAUAAUAUUGUAAUCAAAGAGGUUUUGUAUAUGUCUAUUCAUUUCCAUGCGGCAUGCGCUGUUUUCUUCGUGUAACUUUGUCAUAUCCUUUAACACAUCAAUCGACUCCCCCCCCCCUCGUGCAACACCGUGCAAAUGUACCAAUGUGUAAUCGUCGUGAAUACUGGUUUCUUGAUGUCAUUGGACGGAGGAUAUCAUCGUUCUCGAUGGUUUUAUCCCUAUUCCGUCGUCUUUCUAGUUGUUCUUUGCUGGAAAAUCGGCUA